AUGGACGAAAACGAGAUCAUUGACAUUUCCUCAGACGAGUCAGAGAACGGUAGCGCAGGAGACACAGAUGGAAAGAGGGAAUUUCUCGAACCUAUCGUACAGGGGGUUGUAGACGCUCUCGGAGGAUACGAAGAGAACGUAUAUCGAAUGGGAGACCAGGUCAAUGGCUGCUUGAAGGACUUGAAGAAGCUUUGGCGCAAAGAUGAGACUGAUGAUGACAGGACCGUAGCUCGAAUCUUCUGGAAAACACGCGUUUUACCCAAUGACCUAGUCCCUAUCCUUCUCGCGACUGCAGGACAGGGUCUUGUAGAAGACAAACGCGCAAUUGCUUGCGCGGACCUAAUGACCGCAAUGACAUGGCCUAUCGAUUUAGCUGAGGAGUUGAAGGAAUUGGACGACCAAUUGGACAGUAAAGCCGAUUAUACAGAGUUGUUGCAGAGUCAUUUACAUUACAAGGCAGCAGUACUCAAGCCUGGGGUAUUGGAAGCCUUAUUCGGUAUCGUAUUGCCGCCCUUGACCAAAGGCCCACAGGAACGCACAGAGAGGGACGGUCAAAUUGUGAAUGUCGUUUUACAUCUUGUGCGGAAUCUGGCUUUCAUCAAGGAUCUUCCGGCCAAUACAUUCCUCAGUGCUGAUCAUGCGGAAUUUUCUUCAAUGCAAUCGAAAUUCAUUCGCAUGCUGUCCGAUUCACAUAUACUACAACUCGUCCUCACUAUCGCAGCCAAUAGUGACAAUGACCCUCUUUUCGACAGUUGGAACACAAUUGUUUUGGAGAUUAUCUACCUGUCGCUUCGUGGAGUACAACCUUCCUCACUGUCAAUGGAUCAAUCCAAACGCCCAGCUGAUGAUCUACACCGUCUCCUUGCUCAAGAGGAACGUUCCAAGCGCCACUCAUCGCGUCAAGCACCUACUCGUCAUUCCCGCUUCGGAACUACCAUUGCCGUCAAACUCAAUCCGAACAGAAAGCAAGCUCAGGCGAAUACAGACACGAAUACAGACGCUUCUGGCGCGCUCGAUCUGUCUUCAUCGAAGAAAUCACAGACGUUCGUUAUUCACAGGCAAGAGGGAAUCACUGGAGAAACCGGGGCUUUGUGGGAUAAGUCUAAGCGUCAAAAAGCUUGGAAGGGACACAAGGUGGACGAGUUGGCCAGUUAUGAAACACUUUCGAUUGAGGCUAUGAAGGUGCUUCAAGCCUUUGCUUCAGAUUUUCUCGAGGAAUGCUUCAACUCUUUUCUAUCAAUCCUACUGAAGGACAUUCGUUCUGAAAAGGCCAAGAUCACGGAAAAGGAUAAUCUCCGUCUCCUCUAUGUGACAAAGUGGUUUCUGGAUUUUUUCUUGUCCAGACGAGCAUUUGCAUCAAAAGAAAAGGACACAAAAUUGACCGCUACGAAUGAAGACCUUGAUGAGCAAAAAUAUGGAUUCGGAUUGGUUGCUGAGGUACUCGAGCGACCGUGGAUAAUUUGGGUGUUGAAACGAAUGAGGGAGGCUGUUGACGAGAAGCCCAAAGCAUGGACAGAACUCCAAGCAGGCAUCGAGUGCCUUACACAACUCCUUCUCCUAAUCGACUCGAUGUCCUCAGUCGAUAUUUCUGACCCAACACUAAGCGAAGCCGCAGAAGUCUUACAACAGCAACUCAUCUACAGCGGAGAAGUACUCGACGUGACUUUUGAUAGUUUGCGGACGUAUAAGGAGGGCACGCAGUCGUUGGCGUAUCUGAACUCCAGUGUUUAUAUGGCCCACGCGUUGCUGAAAAUGCUGGAGAGGUGGACCAAAGGGAAGGGAAAGGAUGAGGUAUAUGUGAGGAAGAAGAAGACAGGGAAGGGGAGAAAGAAGAAAGGAGAUGAAGAAGUACCAGAGGAGGAAGAGCCUCAGCAACAGGAUGAUGACGAUGUCGUUCAUGAAACCAUGUUCACUUUUGAAGCAUUUGAGAUGAAAUUUGCUCACGCUGAUAUAACGCAUACACUUCUCGUAUAUCUGUCGCGCUACAAGGAUUUCACCGACUCUGAACAAAUGCGGCGGGUAGUGAGCUUAUUGCAUAGACAGGCAGUUCGUGCCAAAGCGGAGGGAUUGUUCUUCAAAGUUUCUACGCUCAACCUUUUCAAAACCAUCGUCGCCGACAAGAAAUCGUUCCCCCCUGAUCAACCCCACAAGGAUUUGAUCAACUUGAUCAAUUAUAUCCUUCGACAGUUCUUCAAGGCCUUGGAACAAGAACCGUUCCUAGCGGUCGAGGCGUUCUUUCCCAAGAACAGAGGGAAUUGGAAACAAUACUCUAGUUGGGAGCCACCGCCAAAGGGUGGAAAGAGUAAAAGCGUUGAAGAUAUUCGAUUCCCUCAGGAAGUCCAAGUCAAAAAGGGAUAUUCCUGGAGCGACCAAGUCGGAAUUACGAUUGCUUCCCUUGUCGAGGCUGGUCAGACAGAGCUUGUACUUUGGACCCAGGAGAUCUUACAAACAGCCAAAGCCGAACGCGAAAGAAUCAUUGAAGAAGUCGACAAGAAGGGCGGCGAUGACUCUGAUGGAAACGUUGACGACACUGAUACCCAGUCAAAGUUGCUUGGUCCGUCUGUCGACGCGCAGGCUAAAUUGACUGACUACCUCAUACCAUAUCUCAGCGACGAACACGCUGAUGCCGCGACAAAGAAUCCGAAUCUCAAGCUGCUUUUCCGUCUGUCCAAAUGUUAUAUCCUUGAUGAAGACGCAGACGAACUGGAGUGGUAUGUGCCAGCGGCGAUCCUUCCAGCGGAACUACAUAGCAUUAUCACUGUCAUAACGCAGUUCCUCGAGACGCCGUUCGACCUCGAGGGAAAGAAGGCCUCUCAGUUAAUGAGCAAGAAGUCACGUCGCCGUCGAAGGGUCAAGGCUCCCGAGUUAGAUGCAGACGAAGACGAAGAUGAACCGCGUCAACAAAAGAAAAAAGAAAAGAAGAAAAAAGAAGAAGUACAGUAUAAAUCUGCGCAGUUUAUCGAAGAUAGUGAUGCGGAGUAUGGAGAUAUUGAUUCGUUUUUGGAACUAGAGAAAAAGAGGAGGGAGAAAACGGAGAGUGCCGCUGCUGCUCUAGGAGAGGGAAGGAGUGGAGCGAUGAAAUCCACUGGGACGAAGAAACGGCGUAGAAAGGCAGGUGAUACGGGUAAGAGUGGGACUGGGCAGAAGAAACGGAAAGGAGCAGAGGACGCAGUUGAGAUUGCUCCCGCAGAUAAUUCUGAAUCUUCUUCGGAGGACGAAUCAGAAACUCAUGGCCGAACUAAUGACGAUGAGGAGAGGGUAGCGAAGGGCGGGACGGCAGAGGCUACUAUUGAAAAACCUCGUCCGCGACCAAGGCCUAAGCCGCAGGCACCACCUCUCGACGAUUCUAUGAUCCAAUCUUUUUUGCUGUCACAAGCAGAUGGUGAAGAUCAAGCGGAGAGUGGUUUUCCACCGACCAAGGCUGGUUCAAGAAAGAAGGGUCGUUUAAUCAUUUCCGACGAAGAUGAAUGA
Messenger RNA from Lentinula edodes (shiitake mushroom), 3471 nucleotides. RefSeq names its product timeless protein-domain-containing protein. The record is from RefSeq and is a predicted model, not a curated record. Bases 1 to 3471 code for a protein of 1156 amino acids. The transcript has 11 exons. NCBI's taxonomy places the organism in Eukaryota, Fungi, Basidiomycota, Agaricomycetes, Agaricales, Omphalotaceae. Gene Ontology annotation, cellular component: replication fork protection complex. Gene Ontology annotation, biological process: DNA replication checkpoint signaling; DNA repair; replication fork arrest. Gene Ontology annotation, molecular function: DNA binding.